This is a messenger RNA of Trichoderma atroviride IMI 206040, 809 nucleotides long. RefSeq lists its product as uncharacterized. Lineage: Eukaryota; Fungi; Ascomycota; Sordariomycetes; Hypocreales; Hypocreaceae. The record is from RefSeq and is a predicted model, not a curated record.
GUGCUCUCCCGAUCUCCUUUUUUCAUACGCACCCGGCGUGCAGAACCUCAGCUGCCUUGACGGCACGGGUCAGUCCUAUCUUUUUAUCAUCACGACAAGCCAUCAAGAAGCAAGCCUUCUCUCGCGCUGGACAAAUCUCGGGCCUAGAAUAGAAAAUUAGACGCCUCUUGCAACGAAUAACGAGAAUAAUACCAACACAACGACAUUCGCUAUGCCUCGCUCAUCCAGAGCCUACCCUCCGCCGCUGGAGCUGGACACUUCCUUCAGCGGCAUGGGUGCCUCCGAACACUCUCCCGACUCUUUUGACUCGCCGCUCUUCUCUCCAACAAAGAGAGUAGGAACGAGCUCUACAAACGCUGUAUCAAUCACCUCGCCCCAGCGCAGGACGUCCUUUGGAUUCAUCAAGUCCUCGCCCACCGUCAACGUUCACACAACCUGUGGCCGCCACACUGAUCAGCUGCUCUUUGGAGGGCCCUCAUUAUCGGGUCUUGCCCGCGCUCUUCUGGGAAAGAAGAAGAAGAGGCCGACAGACAGCUGAGCGCUUUGGGGGUUUUGGCGGGGCACUUUUUCAUGUGAAAUUGACCAGUGCGCGCCAAAUCCUCAUCGACCUAAACCUUUUUUUCCUUCUCUACUUUUUAUUAUUAUUACGACUUACAGUACUGGCUGGAUCGGUGCGAUAUCCAGUACGUUAUACGAUAUGGCUUAAUGAUACGACUACUACUGUUACGAGCGUUACUACUGUUACUAUUACUGCUGCAACUACCAUUAUCAUAAUACUUGGCGCAAAUGGAAAAGAUGUGAUGACAUAG